Molecule: messenger RNA, 963 nt
Organism: Fusarium pseudograminearum CS3096
Lineage: Eukaryota; Fungi; Ascomycota; Sordariomycetes; Hypocreales; Nectriaceae
Exons: 2
Coding region: 1-963 (320 amino acids)
Cellular component (GO): plasma membrane
Source: RefSeq, a predicted model, not a curated record
AUGGUCGCGCUACUAUCAGGCGCCGUAUAUGGCGCCUCUACAAUAGCAGGAGGCGCGUAUUUACCCUCAACAAUCAUCGAUCAAUUCAAGUUCCAGGAUUGGCAUCUGCUGCAAACCUCUCUUGGUGCCGUUGCAAGCAGCGCAAUUGCUGAGCAUUUUGGCUACAUCAAGCUCAAGCCUAGAAGCUCUUCUCCAAUCGGUUUAUUUGGACAGUAUGACGGUAACGUCAUAGGUGGAUUUCUGCUUGGAGCUGGUAUGGCUCUUUCAGGAUCUUGUCCUGGGACAUUAUUCGCACAGAUCGGAGCUGGUCUACGGACUGGUUUCUAUGCUCUUGGAGGAGCUGUUGUUGGUGGUAUCGCAUAUACUGGUUAUGUCGCGCAGGCAGCCAAGGCUCAAAGGGAAAAGGCAGAUGUGAAACCCCAGACAGUCACUCUUGACGAGAAUCUCGGUCUUUCCAAAGACACAACUACCGCCAUAUUCGAAUCUGUCUGCUUUAAUGCAAUCGCAGCUUCAGUCGCAUACACUGCUGGCUCGGACUGGUCGCUCUUCUCAGCAGGCAGUGGUCUGUUCAUCGGAUUUUCGCAGCUUUUUUCCAUUCUCACCCGUCGCUCUAUGUUGGGUAUCUCGGGCUCUUAUGAAGAAUUUGGUAACCAUUUCUGGUGGCUUACACGGGGUGAUUCUUGGCCCAGUAGCCGACAAAACACCCUGUUUGCUACAGGUAUGGCAGCUGGUGCUUGGGCUCUCACCAAGACCUUCCCUUCUUUUGUGCCCAUAGAUAUCGUUGAGGUUGACCCUUGGCUUGCUGGAAUCGGAGGGUUUAUGAUGGUCGUAGGCUCAAGAUUAGCAGGAGGGUGCACUUCUGGGCAUGGCGUUAGCGGCUUGUCUUUGAUGUCGACGUCAAGUCUGGCCACAAUGACUACUGCGUUUGCUGCGGGAAGUCUGAUUGCCCCUUUGGCACACUAG